Messenger RNA from Meriones unguiculatus (Mongolian gerbil), 3981 nucleotides. RefSeq names its product zinc finger C3HC-type containing 1 (gene Zc3hc1). Lineage: Eukaryota; Metazoa; Chordata; Mammalia; Rodentia; Muridae. The coding region runs from base 2288 to 3709 and encodes 473 amino acids. Gene Ontology annotation, cellular component: nucleus. The transcript is spliced from 9 exons. The record is from RefSeq and is a predicted model, not a curated record. Gene Ontology annotation, molecular function: zinc ion binding.
GAGCCUCCCGGCGCGCGGGGGACAAAACUCCGGGACGGACCAAGAUGGAGGCUCCCACUGAGGGGCAGCUCUUCGUCUCCGGGAUCGAAAAGAGCUGGGGCGCGGUCGUCCGCUCCCCUGAAGGGACACCCGAGAAGGUCCGGCAGCUGAUAGACGAGGGAAUUGUCCCGGAGGAGGGAGGCGCAGAAGCAAAGGACACACCUGCCACAGUCCAGCCAGUGGAUGGAUCGCCUCAGGCCGAACAGCCCCCGUUGGAAUCUACAAGCAAAGAAGCCUUUUUUCACAGAGUGGAGACCUUUUCUAUAUCCUUUUCAGUGGUUGCACCAGCUGCAGGGCUGGUGCUCCAGAGCCUGUGUGCUCGCUGUUGUGAGUCUUGAGUGUGUGGGUGUUCUGGCUGUCCGCCUGCCCCACGUGCAUGGAGUUCCUACAGGGUUCUGGGAUGGGGUUCUGGGUGCUUGUCACCCACCAUGUGGGAAGAGCAGCCGGUGCUCCUAACUGCUGAGCCAUCUCCAACUGCUCACUCUGAUCUUUCAAACCAAAGAAUCAGAGUUGAUAAUUUCAUAGGAAAGUCCUUAUCCGCCUGCAUCUGCCCCCCAAGUGCUGUCAGUAGAGGCAUGCUCUACCACCACCCAGCUUGAUUUGUUUUGUUUUGAGACCCUGUGGAACUUGUAUCCCAAGACCAGCUUCAUACUGCCUUCGUCCCGAAUGCUAGGGUGAUAGGUGGGAGCCACUGUGCCCACCUAACCUUUUCUCCUUAUAGAAGGAAAAAGAAUUGAAAGGCCUGAGAGGAGGAGUAGCUACCAAUGCCUGUGUGCAGUAUGUUUUCCAUGUAUUCUAACCUUUGAUCUUCAACUCACUCCUGUGAAAAUAAGUAUUUUUAUGUUUAUGUUCUUCCUACAUGUCCACCUGGGCACCAGAGCUCACUCUAGAUGGUUGGGAGCCAUCAUGUGGGUGCUGGGAAUUGAACUCAGGACCUCUGGAGGAGCAGCCAGUGCUCUUAACCUUUGAGCCCUUUCUCCAGCCUGCCAUACUGCUUUUUAGUGUUUGGUUUGGUUUGGUGAGGCCAGUGCUAAGAAUCAGACCUCAUGUAUGGCAGGCAGGCAGUCUUCCACUGAGCUGUGUUCCUGGCUCUGUUAUGUUCAUUUUAUAGAUGAGAACAAAGGACAGACAGACAGACCGAAGAGGGGCCAUUAGAGUAGGCUACAUGGCUUGCCUAAGCCAUCCUGCUAGCAAGUAGGGAGCUAGGACUGACUGAAUUUUUGUUUGUUUUGCUUGUUUCUUUCUUUUUUUUUUUAAUUUAUUUAUUAUGUAUACAAUAUCUGCAUGUAUGCCUUCACACCAGAAGAGGGCACCAGAUUUCAUUAUAGAUGGUGUAAGCCACCAUGUGGUGGCUUGGAAUUGAACUCAGGACCUCUGGAAGAACAGCCAGUGCUCUUAACCUCUGAGCCAUCUCUCCAGCCCGUAGUUUUGUUUUUUAAUUUAUGUAUCUGCUGUGUGUACACUAUCUGGGGUGGGUGGGAUACCCAAGGAGGCCUGAGGAAGGUGUCUAGAGCAGCUACAGGCACCUGUGAGCAACCAGACAUAUGUUCUGGAAACAAAAACAGGUUUUCUAGAAAAGAGCCACAGGUGUACUCAGCUCCUGAGCCAUCUCUCGGGCCCAAUUUGGUUUGGUUUGGUUUGGUUUUUGUUUUUUUUUCUAGGCAGGUGCACAGGCAGACAUGCAGGCAAAAUACAUAUGUGAAAUGAAUCUCAAAAACAAAUAAAUAGAAAGAUGGUGUUUAGCAGCUGGAAUGAUGGCUCACACCUUUAGAAGGAUUUUAGACGUUUGAGGUCUGCCUGGGCUAUGGAGUGAACACCCUCCCAAAAGCAAAGCAGAGGGGCUAGGAAGAAGACAGUGGAUGAAACAGUUGCUGCCUAAGCAUGAGGACCAAAUUAGGAUCCUAGAAUGCGCAGAAAAGCUAGUGGAAAUGGCUGCAUACUGGGAUCCCAGCAUGCAGGAAGCAGAGCCAGGAUCCUAGAGCUAGCUGGCUGGCCAGCUAGCACGUGUGUGCCUGGUGUGCACAGAAGAGCCUUCGGAGCUGGACUUCCGGUUGGCUUUUGGGCCAACAUGUGGGCACUGGGACCUGAACCUGGGUCCUAUGCAAGAGCAGCCAGUGCUCUCAACAUCCGAGCUGCCUCGCCAGCCCGCCAGAACAGCUAAAACAGCGAGCUCUGGGCUCACAGACCCUUCUCUCUCAGUAUGUAAAGUGGGCAGCAGUUGCAGAAGACACCACAGCCUUCCACAUACAUGUGUGCCACAUGCACACAGGUGCACAUGCAUGCCUACAACACACACCCAGAGAAACUAAGUCUGCCAUUUCUUCACUUUCUGCUUUUAAUGAAUGUAUUCCUGGAUUUGUUAAGAAUGCGCUCGAGUUUUAAUUGGGCUUGGUUUUCUUUGACCGAAUACUCUCUGAAAUGGGCAGGGAAGCCCCCCGAGCUGUCUCCACUUAUCUGCGCAAGAUAUGGUUGGGUCGCCGUGGAAUGUGACCUGCUCAGGUGCUCCAGCUGCCAGGCUCUCCUCUGUGCCAGCUUACAGCCAGCUCUGGACUUCAGCAGAUAUAAGGAACGAUGUGCUGAGCUCAAGAAAUCCUUGUGCAGUGCCCAUGAGAAGUUCUGCUUUUGGCCAGACAGCCCCUCUCCAGAUAGAUUUGGGAUGCUGCCACUGGGUGAGCCUGCUGUUCUUGUCAGUGAGUUCCUGGACCGGUUUCAAAGCCUUUGUCAUCUGGACCUUCAGCUUCCGUCCCUGAGGCCAGAGGACUUGAAAGCUAUGUGCCUGACAGAAGACAAGCUUGGCGCUCUGCUGCAGCUGCUGCAGGGUGAGCUUGACGGCCAGGCUGAGGGCAAGAAGACUGCGGGCAGGCUCGGCUCCGACGCCCAAGUGCACGUCACCGCCUGUGUCCUCUCUCUGUGCGGCUGGGCGUGGAGCUCUGUGGAGCCUACACAGCUCUCCCUGGUAACUUGUUCCCAGUGUGCGAGGAAGGUCGGCCUCUGGGGCUUUCAGCAGAUGGAAUCAUCUGUGACAGAUCUGGACGCUUCCUUUGGCCCGACCAGCUCCCCCGUUCCAGGUGCAGAGGGCCGGCCUGAGCACAUCCCUCUGGUGCCUGAGUCUCCCAGGCGCAUGAUGACGCGGAGCCAGGAUACUGCCGCCUCUCCAGGCUCGGAGCAGUCUGAAAAAAGUCCAGGUCCCAUUGUCUCCCGACCGCGGAGCUGGGACUCCUGCAGCCCUGCUGACCGGCCUGAGGCGGAGGCAGCCAGCCCCAGCACCCGGAGCCGCCCAGUGACGCGGAGCAUGGGGACCGGAGAUUCCUCGGGCUUGGACAUCCCCUCCAGCCCUCUUCGGAAAGCCAAGCGCGCCCGCCUCUGCUCGUCCAGCGGCUCAGUGAGUUCAGAGGACACGUCUGCCCGAAGCUUCUUUAAUCCCACCUCUCAGCAUAGAGAUUGGUGCCCUUGGGUGAACGUCACACUUGUCAAAGAAACCAGGGAGAAUGGGAAAACGGAGGUGGAUGCCAGCACCCCAGCAGAGCCAGGCUGGAAGGCCGCAUUGACCAUCCUGCUGGCCCAGAAGCGUUCUACCCAGCCAGAUGAGGUGGACUCUAUGAGUCUCUCGGAAAAGUCACGGAAAGUGUUCCGGAUAUUCCGGCAAUGGGAGUCUUUGUGCUCGCCCUGAACUCCAGGCUCACCUGUGGAGGGCGACCCUGACUCCUCUCUGGCCAGCUGAUCCUCGGCGUGGUUUAAUUGCCAGUGCAAAGGCCUGCCAUCUGCAUGACGAAGAGGAGAGCCCAGUGCCACUAGGGGAUGUGGACAGGGUAAGGCACGGCAAGACCAGUUCUGCGGGACUGUGGAGUUACGAGACCAGCCGCAAGCCUGGAAGAUCGGAACAGUGCUCUAAGCAAAUCGCCCAGGAAUGGGACAGUGUUUGUAAUAAAGUGUUUGCUAAGA